AUAAGCCGCUAUGUUUGUUGACACACCCGUCGGCCGCUUGGGACGAGGAUUAUGGUGAAACGUAAAUUAGCCGGUGAUUGACAGUUGACAAUCUAUUAACCAAUGGGCGGACUAGGUUAUAUCGAGGGGGCAUCUCUCCAAUUAAAGCACGUGUGUUUCCCGCGCCCUGAUUGGCUGGAAAAGAUAGCAUCUUCUCCAACCGAGUGAAGCGACUCAUCAAUCUUUGACUGAGACCACAAAAAAAUUUGGCUGGGACCACCCAGCCCGCCCCCUGCUCUAACUCACUCGCUUUUUGUUGUGGCUUUUAAAGAAAUUACUUCAAUUACCCAUGGUGACACGGGGCUGGCUUAGCCAUGACCAAUAUUUGACUUGGUCGGCUAAAAGGUGCCAAGAAACAACCCUAAUUCAAUAGCAGGGUGACAACCUAAUAAUGACUUGACAACGCUAAAACAAUUGGCAACUACACGACAAUAAUCCGUGAGCAAAUCAUCGGCACAUUGAGUGGUCAUAUAAAAAAUCCCCCCAUUGCAGAGGCUACAAUUGGACGUCAAUGCUGAAAGAUGAAAUUUAGUGGGAGGGGGGCAUGUACUGAAACUCCGUGCGAUCGAGUUGUGGUGGAAAUCCUCCCAAUUACGUUACAAAUUGAGGGCACUUGGCAGGCUUUCUUCGCACGGUGAGCUUCUUCCGGCCUGCGGGGAGGACCUGCAUUGCGUGGUGUGUAAUUGAGUGGGGCCGAGCCACUUUAACAUGCUGUUAAAACGUUUAAAAACGCCAACAAUUCGGUGUAAUAGCAAGGCCCACCAAUAGCGAGGCUCGCUGAAGCAGGGAUGUUUUUAUCUCCACCCAGCAUCGCUCCAGGGCCCUUAUGGUGCUGUCAAUCUUCUAUCAAACGUCAUUUGUACUUCAUUAUUACAGAUGAAUAAUACAUAUUGUUGAAUCUCGGCCGUCCUACGGAGGCCCUCGGAGAUCCAAACAGGCCAACGUGUAUAUACAACAAUUGUGCAUGUUGCAGGUACUCUGUUUGUGACAGGGAGAGGAUACUACAGACUUUAGGAGAGUUGUGUGUCCUCACAAACAGCACCACAGGAUGGAAGCCCAGACUAGCUCCUUAACUCCGUUUUCUAUCAAUGACAUCCUGACUCGGCGUGCCCCUGGGCGAGACGAGAAGCUUACAACAAGCACCGGACAGGAGCAAGUACACGUCGGGGCCAGCUCAGCUCCGUGCCCGAGAACGGCACACCAGUCUACCGCUGCUUCUCACGAACCCGUCACGAACACUGUUACCACAACCGAGGCCGAGCUGGUGAACGUGCAGCGACUGUCACCGCUACAGGAGAAGACAGGGGUCGGGGUGAACAUGCACCCUUCCCCGCCGGGACGGGCGACUAGCACGGAAACGGUGCCGACUGACCCCGAGCCAGAAAAGGACAGCGGGGCCGAGGACUCUCACGAGGACGUGAAGACCGAUGAGUCAGACAAGUCGCAGCAGCAGAACAAACCCAGGAAGAAGCGAUCCCGAGCCGCCUUUUCUCACGCUCAAGUGUUCGAGUUAGAGCGACGGUUCAGCCAUCAGCGUUACCUCUCGGGCCCGGAGAGGGCGGACCUAGCCGCGGCGCUCAAGCUCACGGAGACCCAGGUAAAAAUCUGGUUUCAGAACAGAAGGUACAAAACCAAACGCCGUCAGAUGGCUCAGGAACUGCUAACGCCACCGACCGCUAAGAAAGUUGCCGUGAAAGUCCUUGUCAAGGAUAACCAAAGACAAUAUAGCCCUGAGGACCUGGUUAGACCGUCCAUGUUACCCACUAUGACCAGCCCUGUGUACUACUACCACCCGUACUAUGCCCUCCCACACACAUGUACACAACCCUUCAACGUUUUCGCCCAUGGAAUGACGUGAUGGACAAAGCGCAAACCAUAUAGGACUCUUUAAACUUGUCGUAUUUAUAUGAUGUGAGUUUUUUUGGACAAUAAUUUGUCGAAGUCUGGAGUUGAGAGAGAUCUCCGAAGCCGGGCCGACCGGUACACUAUAGAGGCUGGGCCAGCGUAAGUGUGCAUCUUCGGUCGCUAUAAUUGUUCUGCCCCGGUGAGAAAGUAGACAUGUGCCUUUAUUAGGUCUACCUAAGUGCAGGCAAAUAAAAGCAGGGCUUGUUGACAUGGCAAGGUUUCUAUGAUGGCCCUUAAUUUGCUUGCUUUAACACCAGAAAUUGCUCUUACGCCACGUUACUGCCAAUAUUGUUUCGGACAAUAUUUUUUUGUCGGUUCGAACAUACAAGGAUAGAUUUGUAAACGAUUGGUAGUAUUGCGACUCACUGCUGUUAAAAGAUGUCCGGCUAUUUCCUCUAGACUUUAGCUGAUACUGUAGAUCAGUAUCGGAAGGCUUACUGAGACAUGUACAGUGUUUAUAGAGUGAUUUGUAGGAGAUUUGGACUCCUAAUUCCACGCCUGUCAGAGCGGGGCGAUGUACGGAAGCUGUUAGCAGAGCGGUCACCACGGGGCUCAUUACCCGUAUUAACAGAUCGGCUUAUCUCUCCUAAAACAUAAACUCGCAUGUCCUCUCCCUGUAUCAGCAUAGUACAGAUAAAAACAGAGAUUAAAACAUCUUGACUU
Branchiostoma belcheri (Belcher's lancelet) is the source of this 2607-nucleotide messenger RNA. RefSeq names its product homeobox protein zampogna-like. Gene Ontology annotation, biological process: cell differentiation; regulation of transcription by RNA polymerase II. Bases 1088 to 1897 code for a protein of 269 amino acids. Lineage: Eukaryota; Metazoa; Chordata; Leptocardii; Amphioxiformes; Branchiostomatidae. Gene Ontology annotation, molecular function: RNA polymerase II cis-regulatory region sequence-specific DNA binding; DNA-binding transcription factor activity, RNA polymerase II-specific. The record is from RefSeq and is a predicted model, not a curated record. Gene Ontology annotation, cellular component: nucleus. The transcript has 2 exons.